AUGCUCCCAGUCCCAGUCCCAGUCCCAGUCCCAGUCCCGGUCCCGAGCAUCUCAUCUCCGAUCUCUCGCCGCCCUUCCUCUCCCUAUCAACCAACACCUUCCCGAAACGGCAAUCAGCUCGAGCAGAGGGCGACCCGGAUCGUCAAACAGAUAACAUUUCUUCACCGCAGCUGUGCUCAAGCCCCAAGUCCAAGCCCCAAGUCCAAGCCCCCAAGGCCCCAAGGCCCCAAGGCUCCAAGGCUCCAAGUGCAGCAGAUCAGCGCAGGGGCUCAUGGUGAAACGAAACUACAGAGUAGUCGUCGUAACGCGCUGCCUCUCGCGGCUCGCCCAGGAAACGGCACCAGGACCUACUGUCCUUACGCUGUAGCUCCGUACAACUACAGAGGGCCUACCGAGCCCCCUCACGAAAAGCUUCCUCUCCGUGGACCUCCGUCCGACUCAAAAUUACAGAAGUGGAGUCGCUUUUCCCCAUGCCUCGACCGCUUGAAACGACCGAGUGCUGCUCUAACUACGCAGUACGUAAAAGCCCUAUCGGGAAUGAAGCUCAUCGCACGCUCAGCGGGUUUUGGUUACAGGAUCGCGAGUGGACGUAACAGGCUAGCGGCGAUGGUUUCAAUCAUGGCAAAGGCAUACGAUCAAAUCAAGCUUUGCAAUCUUGGGAUUCGGGAGCGAGAGACUCUGCUGAUAUCGGCUUUUUUCGUGGGCCAGAUCCACGAGCUGGAGGCAUUCAAGCAGGAGAGUGUCAACGCGUUCGAACUCAUGGAAGGCGUGUCUGUCGUCUGUCAAGGGCAGGCAAAAGACUGCUGUGGACUUCAACCACAAGAUCGGAUGGCUCUCGACCACUCGAACGGCUACGUAGCCGCACGAAACCUGCAAGACCUCAAUGACAAUGCGCUACCCAUAUUCAAUGUCGAGCGGGUGCAGCUGCAGUUCUCGAUAGCGUCCGACUUCGUGGCCGCGCAAGUCGCAAACAACGUCCUGGUGCUGGCGCUCUCCAACGGCAGGAUCCUACGCAUAGAUCUGGACAACCCGGCGGAUAUCGACGAUAUCGAUUUGCCCAAGAAGACGUCCGAGGUUGGAGUGAUACGGCGCAUGUUCCUGGACCCGACUGCCUCGCAUCUGAUCAUCUGCACGGCUUUGGGGGAGAACUACUAUCUUCAUACCCAAUCUCGACAGCCCAGACCGCUGUCCCGACUCCGCGGGGUUUCUAUAGAAGCUGUAGCGUGGAACCCCGCCUUGCCAACCACUUCAACGCGAGAGAUCCUUAUUGGGGCAGCAGACGGGAAUAUCUACGAAGCAUAUAUCGAGACAUCUACCGAGUUUUACAGGAAGGAGGACAAGUAUCUAAAGACACUCCUGAAAUACCCGGAUGGUCCUAUUACUGGGUUAUGGGUUGAUGCUGUGCAGGAUGCGAGGAAACCGGACUUUCGAAGGGUUUUGAUUGCGACGCAUAGCAGACUCAUACAUCUUGUUGGAAAGAUUGGCCGGACAAGCCACGAGGGUGGAGCUUCCAUUUUUACAAAGCUGUUCGAUACGGAGCAGCCUAUUGUACAUGAAAUCUCGAGGAUCUCCACCACCGCUGCAUCGUCCUUGGUUGUGUCCCCAGAUGCUCCAGACUCGGCAUCGGUGGAGAGCUUGACUCCCGAUCGGAUCUUUGCCUGGCUGUCGUCGCAGGGUUCCUUCUAUGGUCGGCUUUUGACAUCACCAGCUACGACUGAGUUGGGCACCAAGGUCUUCGCAGAAGCAAAACUGUUGCCUAGAUCACAACUACCGGCCUCGGAAUCGGGCAGUGGUCGUAAAAAACCCGUGCAGGACUCCAUUGACUCGAUCGCCUUGACUCAGUGGCACAUUGUGUAUCUGGUGGGAGGGCGCGUAAUUGCGAUCAACCGCCUUGAUGAUCGAGUCGUUUUUGAUCAAGUUGUCCUGGAUCCAGGACAGCAGGCUCUUGGACUCUAUGCGGAUCAACAGAAGAACACAUUCUGGCUGUUCACUACGCAAGAGAUUUACGAGAUAGUCGUUACAGAUGAGGACAGAGAUGUGUGGAAGGUCAUGCUAAAGACGGAGCAUUUCGAUGCGGCAUUGAGAUAUGCCCGAGGCCCGACUCAGAAAGAUGCAGUGGCUACUGCAUCGGGCGACUACCUUGUUAGCAAAGGCUCCUUCAUCGAAGCCGCGGGAGUCUACGGGAAAAGCAGCAAGCCAUUCGAACAAGUUGCUCUCAUUUUUGUCGAUAAUGAUCAACAAGAUGCGUUGCGGAAGUAUCUACUCGCGAAGAUCACAACUUACAAGAAAGCGUCGGUAAUGCAACGAAUAAUGAUUGCGAGUUGGUUGGUUGAGAUUUACAUGUCGAAACUCAAUUCUCUUGAUGAUACAAUCAUCACCAAGGCUGAGUUGUCUGAGACACUGAACCCUGCCAUGACGAGGGAUCAGCUUGACACGAUACGAGCUGAGUUCCACACCUUUGUGAACAAAUACAAAUCAGACCUUGACAGGAAAACCACUUACGAUAUCAUCAGCAGCCAUGGCAGAGAAGAGGAAUUGCUCUACUUUGCCAGUGCGGUUAAUGACUACAAUUAUGUUCUUGGAUAUUGGAUGCAAAGAGAAAGGUGGAAGGAGGUCCUCGAUGUUCUCAAGAAGCAGACAGAGCCAGAUAUAUUCUACCGGUACAGCAGUGGGCUCAUCACCCACGUCGCAGUAGACCUUGUCGAUAUAUUGAUGAGGCAUUCGGAUCUGAAAGCACGGAAUCUCAUUCCUGCCUUGCUGAGCUACGACCGAAACUUCCAGGGACCGCUGUCCCAAAAUCAAGCCAUACGAUACCUCCUUCACGUCAUCAACCAACUGAAUUCGACCGAUGCCGCGGUUCACAAUACCCUAAUCUCCAUGUACGCUUCCCACCCUUCGAAAGACGAGUCGGGUCUGCUCUCAUACCUGGAAUCUCAAGGAGACGAACCAAGUUUCGAUUCCGAUUUCGCUCUACGGCUCUGCAUAGAGCACUCCCGCGUCCAAUCUUGCGUACACAUCUACAGCACGAUGGGCCAAUACCUGCAAGCCGUUGAACUCGCCCUAGCCCAUUCCGAAAUCGACCUCGCAUCUCUCGUUGCCGACCGUCCAGUCUCCAAUCCCGCCCUGCGGAAAAAGCUCUGGCUCGCGGUCGCCAAGAAAGUCAUCUCCCAAUCCAACGGUAUCAAGACCGCCAUCGAAUUCCUGAAACGCUGCGACUUGCUGAAAAUUGAAGACCUGAUACCCUUUUUCCCUGACUUCGUUGUCAUUGACGAUUUCAAAGAGGAGAUCUGCGCUGCUCUCGAAGAUUACAGUCGUAACAUUGACGGUUUGAAGAAAGAGAUGGAUGAGUCUUCGCAAACGGCUACGAAUAUCAAAAUUGACAUUGCAGCUCUGGACCACCGUUAUGCGAUCGUCGAGCCGGGAGAGAAGUGCUACGAGUGCGGCUUACCUCUCCUGAGCCGACAAUUCUUCGUCUUCCCAUGCCAACACGCCUUUCACAGUGAUUGUCUGGGGAAGAAAGUGAUGGAACAAGCCGGGCUCGGGAAGAGCAAGCGGAUCAGAGAGUUGCAGGGCUUGAUUGGUAGGGGGAUGGUGACGGGUGCGAAGAGGGAGAGGAGUAUUGCGGAGCUGGAUGGGCUGGUGGCUAGUGCUUGGUGA
Drepanopeziza brunnea f. sp. 'multigermtubi' MB_m1 is the source of this 3657-nucleotide messenger RNA. RefSeq lists its product as uncharacterized. Gene Ontology annotation, cellular component: endosome; HOPS complex. Lineage: Eukaryota; Fungi; Ascomycota; Leotiomycetes; Helotiales; Drepanopezizaceae. Gene Ontology annotation, biological process: organelle fusion; intracellular protein transport; endosome organization. Gene Ontology annotation, molecular function: protein-macromolecule adaptor activity. The record is from RefSeq and is a predicted model, not a curated record.